This is a messenger RNA of Branchiostoma floridae (Florida lancelet), 2699 nucleotides long. Its product is annotated as solute carrier organic anion transporter family member 4C1-like. Gene Ontology annotation, biological process: sodium-independent organic anion transport; transmembrane transport. The record is from RefSeq and is a predicted model, not a curated record. The coding region runs from base 120 to 2387 and encodes 755 amino acids. NCBI's taxonomy places the organism in Eukaryota, Metazoa, Chordata, Leptocardii, Amphioxiformes, Branchiostomatidae. The transcript is spliced from 12 exons. Gene Ontology annotation, molecular function: protein binding. Gene Ontology annotation, cellular component: membrane.
AAUACACCUGCUACCUGGAGGAAUUCCCACGUUUCCAACAAGUGCCCGACAAAGAUUCGACUGCCACUUGGACAUUCAGCGUAUAAAGCAAAAGGAGUGUCCUUGACUCAACUUCCAAGAUGGCGGCAUUCGGAAAGAAAACAAAGAACUCGAAGGCAUUAACCCUUGACCCCAUCGCGUUCGACCACUCUAUCCCUGGGAGAUACAGUCGCCAGGACAGCGCCUUAGACACACCUGGCGCAAGGAGUGAUGCACCGUUUCUUAGAAACUUUAUCCGGGAAGACUCAAGAGUCGGCGACUUCUCGGAUGACGAAGAAGACCAAGUCGAGACCAGAUGUGGAUGGAGCCGGUUUAGACCGUCUUGCCUUCAGCUGUUGAACAACCCGAAAGGAUUUCUUUUCUUUGUGUCAUUAUUCGCGUUGGUGCAAGGGACGCUGGUAAACGGGCUGAUCAACAGCGUCAUAUCGACCAUCGAGAAAAGGUUCCAACUUCCAAGCUCCAAAACAGGAAUCAUUUCGUCCGGUUACGACAUCGCUUUCGGCUGUUUGUCGGUGAUCAUCACCUACCACGGCGGCGUCCGAAGCAAGCCCGUAUGGCUGGCUAUCGGGGUGUUCGUGAUGGGGCUCGGGGCUUUCGUCUUCUCCAUCCCGCACUUCGUGGUGGGGCCGCACGAGCUGGGAGGGACGUGGGAAACCACGUGUGGCACCGCGAGAUUAAACGAGACUGGUGCAGCGAGAUUUAACGAGACUGGAGAUGGCUUGUGCAGUGAGGAAGGCGGAGCAUCGAGCUGGCUCCCUAACUUCCUCUAUGUCUUUAUUCUUGUUUCGUCCUCAGGCCAGCUGUUGAAUGGAGUAGGCGGCAUCCCUCUCUACACCUUUGGUCCCCAGUACCUGGAACAGAGCGUCUCCACAAAGUCAUCUGGGAUGUACUUGGGGAUUUUCUACGCCGUGUCCUACCUGGGCCCUGCCGUCGGUUUUCUGCUCGGCGGACAGCUCUUGACUCUCUACAUCGACAUGGACAAGUCCGGGGUCACCGCGCCUGUUGGUGGAACGAGUGACCCACGUUGGUUGGGCGCCUGGUGGCUCGGCUUCCUGGCGCUAGGGGUCGUUGCUUGGCUGUUGGUGUUACCUUUAUCUGGGUACCCAAAGGAACUGCCCGGCAUCGCCAAAGUACGCAAAGAGAAGAAAUCUGACGUCCACGCCAACACAGAGUCCAAAACCUUGGAUUCAAGCUUCGGCAAGAGCAUCCGGGACUUUCCCAUCGCCGUACUCUCAUUGGCCAAGAAUCCAACGUUCAUUUUCAUAACUCUCGCGGGAAUCAGCGAGGGUCUCGUGCUGAACGGAUUCGCUACAUUCUUACCGAAGUUUGUAGAGAACCAGUUCGGACAAACAGCGAGCCAGGCCGCAUUUCUCGUGGGAUGUGUCAUGGUUCCCGGUGCGUUUGGAGGUUGUCUGAUCGGUGGAGGAAUCAUGCGAUGGAAGAAACUCGGAGUGUCCGGAUCACUGAAGCUCUGCGUCAUUCUGUCGACUGUAGCGCUGCUUCUGUCACCCGUCUUUCUCAUCAGAUGUCCAAACAGCCAUUUUGCAGGGGUGACAACGUCUUAUCCUAGCGGAGCAACAUCACAGACGAUGGGGUCCGGUUCGUCCCUGAACGCCACCUGUAACGCUAACUGCGCAUGCCCAGCCGUGUUUGAUGUCGUGUGCGGGACAGACGGGGUGGAGUACCUGUCGUCGUGUCACGCCGGGUGCACGACAAGUCACGAAGGAGAACCGAAGACGUUCAGUGGUUGUGCAUGUGUGACAACAAACUCUUCUACCUCAACUAUUGUCACCGCGGUGUCUCCUGGGUACACCCAACCGGAAGUGACGUCAGGCCGUUGUGGUUCCACCUGUGGUCUCCUCAUGGUGUUCCUUCCGCUCCUGGUCGUCGUGAUGGUGGUCGUUGCAGGUCUGACUGUGCCAGCUGCUGCCGUUACACUCAGAUGUGUUCCUGAACACCAGGCGUCCUUUGCAUUCGGUCUCCAAUGGAUGUUCAUUAGACUUCUUGGUUCCGUACCUGGACCCAUCCUAAUGGGAGCCGCCAUUGACAGAACCUGUCUUCUGUGGCAAGGUGACGUCACCAGGAACGACACAUGUGACGUAAGCGACCGCGGUGCAUGCUGGGUCUACGAAAAUUCCACCAUGAGCCUCUACUUCUUCAUCAUCGUUGUAGUGCUUAAGUUUUUCUCCACAACAUGUAUGGGCUUCGCAUUGUGGCUCUACAAACCUACAGAUAACAGACAAUCUUGCACCAUGGCUUAUAAUGGUGAAGUUGUAACCGCAGUUAGUACACCGGACAGCAAUACCUCAGAUGAACUGUCACACAGAAACGGAGAAAUUAUUCUGUAAGAAAUCUUGAAAUACGUGGUAAAAAAUACAUUCCUAUAGGCGUAUUAUGAGAUUUGUUUUCUUAUGUAAAGAUACACCAUUUUUAUUGAAAGCUUAUGUACAUAUUCACAUCAUAAUGUUGAUGCCUUAAGAAAUAUGAUGAUAUUGUUAGUGUAUACGUAUUACUCCUUUACGUACAAGGGUGGAAAUCAGAGAACAAAUAUGACAUGCAAUUUAACACAAUAUUGCGUAUUGUCAAGCCAGCUUGUAAAUAUUUUGCUGAUGUAAAUGUUGAAAAUGUCAGUUCCUUUGCGCAGAGUCAUAAUCUGUAUA